Molecule: messenger RNA, 1464 nt
Organism: Syngnathus acus (greater pipefish)
Lineage: Eukaryota; Metazoa; Chordata; Actinopteri; Syngnathiformes; Syngnathidae
Gene: mid1ip1a
Product: MID1 interacting protein 1a
Exons: 1
Coding region: 276-767 (163 amino acids)
Biological process (GO): regulation of lipid biosynthetic process
Cellular component (GO): cytosol
Source: RefSeq, a predicted model, not a curated record
GUCACUUCGGAGCCCCUCCCUGCUUCGUUACAUGUGAACCCAAGCCCUGUUGCGGUUCAAGUUGUAGAACUGGACAAACAGGUCGAGCUUACGCGUCUCUAUUUAAAGCAGCUGGAACGUUCCUAUUUAAGGCAGGGACAGAAAGUUAGACGCCAAACAACAACCAGGCGGGAAACCAAGCAACCUUCCCCGGCCAACAGCCUGUCAUCAUCGGAUUCAAAACCCGGAAAUUAACCGCCACACCAACUCUUGACAGAAGCGAAAACUCAGCGAAAAUGAUGACCCAGCUCCCCGAGACACCCGCCCAGAAAAACUCUCUUUUCAACGCCAUGAACCGCUUCCUCGGAGCAGUCAACAACAUGGACCGGACGGUCAUGGUGCCCAGCCUGCUGCGGGACGUGCCGCUGUGUGACGACGCUGAGCUAUACGGCCACAAGUCGGACGUGGACAUGUACAGCUACUACCAGCUGCUCAAGUCCAUCCGGCAGGACAUCGAGUGGGGCUUGAGGGUCUCCCCGGUUGUCAAGGAGACGCCGCCGCGGCUGUCCCGCAUCAACUCCAUCGCCUCCACGGGCUCGUCGUCAUCCUUCGGCUCGUCACUGUCCUCGGCUUCGUCAGAAGAUGACGAAUAUGAGGAGGAGGAGGAGGAUGAGGAUCUGCAGAAGCAGUUCCAGUUCCACCUUGCUGGGCUCCAAGGCGUCCUGGGCAAGCUCACCACGCAGGCCAACUCCCUCACUAAGCGCUACAAGCAGUCGAUUGGACUCUAAAAGCAGGGGCCAUUUCAAGACCUUUGAGGGCCACUAAAGUUACGAUGGAACAAAUGUUUGUUCCAUUAUAUCAUGAGCAUUUGUGGGUUAAAUGUUUUGUGGGGCUUUCCUCUGAGGGUUUUAAAGUUGCAACACCUGAAGGACCAUCCGUAUUGUUAAAUUUGAACUUGGAAGCUGGCUGAAGUGAAGUAACCCACGAGAAGGGACGAUGGAAAAGAUGACGGCCUUACAAGUGCAUCGGGUGGGGGCCUACUGGAUUUAUAGGAUGUGUUAGUAUGACUCAAUGCCUUAACAAUUCUUUUUGCACUCCUGGGCAUUGAGUUUUUACUUUUGAUUUGCAGGUGAAACAUAUUUAAAACUUGUAUUUAAUGUGUAAUUUAUUACCUCAAUGCAUGUGCGCAUGUGAAUGUUUCAGAUGAUUGUGCGUAUAUGAGCAUGCAACUUCCCUGCUGUGAUGUCUUAAAACUAAGGAAGGAGGCAUGUGCUUUAAAAACUGCCUGUGAUUUCCACAUUUCAAACUUUGGUCAAUGUACUGGAAUUAAUUGAUCGUUCUGCUUUGAGAACAAUGACGAAUUCCAUGAGAUCACUAUGUUUCAAAACUCUGACAAAAUAUGUGCCUAAAAAGAUGUAUUCUUUGCACUGUUUUCUACUGAUAUUUCAAAUGUAAAAAUAAAGUUUUGUAUUGUAUGACCUAAUU